GGGUCCAGCGGGCAGCAACAGGCAAGCAGGCUGCUCAUCAUCAUCAGUUUGAACCUCGGCGUCGAGGAGCGUGUGAGCAGUCGUCCGUCCCGCAGCUGCUGCUCCUCCACCACGAACACCGACCCGUGACAGGACCGACCACCGGGAGGCACAGCUCCGUCCGCGACAGCGCACACGCACACUGGCCUCUGGCGUCUCUCCGCGUUCACACGCUUGGUGAAGAGUUACCGGAGACGGGUCGGCGGCGCUGACGGAAACUUUGAGAUGGACAAUUUGUGCAGCAACAACCGUUUUCGGUCCACGAUGUUCAACAACCAGGACGAUGAGUUUUCAGAGUGCAGUGUAGCACCCAUUGCGAUGGAGGACAGUGACCACGAGCCCUCCUCUUCAUCAGAUGAACAGGACUCCUGCCCGUCCUCGCCUAAUCAGAUCAGGCACCAGAAUGCUGCACAGCAUCUGAGCCAUUCAGACGACUCAGAAGUGGAGAACAUAAUGCAUGAUCCUCCACAUCACGAUGGACACAGCCCAAACCACCAGCAUGGCCACGAAGCUCACGAUGCAGACGGAGAGAUGGAGGGCCAGGAUCGCCCCCUCACCCCAUCUCAUUUGCAGCUCCCCAUGGCCCUGUCAGAUUCAGGUUCAGAUACCAGCUUGUCGCAGAGCAAAAGUGUGGAGUUUGAGUUGCCACCUCCCAUCAGUCCCUCCAGACCAAGGAGCCCCUGGGCUCUGUUUGAUCCAUACAGCAAUAAUAAGGACCCAGACAAGGAAUAUGUGGGCUUUGCAACGCUGCCCAACCAGGUGCACCGCAAAUCGGUCAAGAAAGGGUUUGACUUCACCCUCAUGGUGGCUGGUGAGUCUGGCCUGGGAAAGUCCACCCUGGUCAACAGCCUGUUUCUCACAGAUCUGUACAAAGAUAGGAAGCUGCUUAACGCUGAAGAGAGGAUCACACAAACGGUUGAAAUCACCAAACACACCGUGGAUAUAGAGGAGAAAGGUGUGAAGCUAAAGCUCACCAUCGUGGACACCCCUGGAUUUGGUGACGCCGUGAACAACACUGAAUGCUGGAAGUCAGUGGCUGACUACAUCGACCAGCAGUUUGAGCAAUAUUUCAGAGACGAGAGCGGCCUCAACCGCAAGAACAUCCAGGACAACCGUGUACACUGCUGCCUUUAUUUCAUUUCCCCCUUCGGUCAUGGCCUUCGGCCUUUGGAUGUUGAAUUCAUGAGGGCUCUGCAUGAGAAGGUCAACAUCGUACCCAUUCUGGCCAAAGCCGAUACGCUCACCCCAAGUGAGGUCAAGAAGAAGAAAAUUAAGAUCAGAGAGGAGAUUGAGCAGUACGGCAUCAAGAUCUAUCAGUUCCCAGACUGCGACUCCGAUGAGGACGAAGAGUUCAAGCAGCAGGACCUGCAGCUGAAGGAGAGCAUUCCUUUUGCAGUAAUUGGCAGCAACACGGUGGUGGAGGCCAAAGGAAAGAGGGUGAGGGGUCGCCUCUACCCCUGGGGCAUCGUAGAAGUGGAAAACUCGGCUCACUGCGACUUCAUUAAGCUGAGGAACAUGCUCGUACGCACUCACAUGCAAGACCUGAAGGACGUGACCCGAGAGACUCACUACGAGAACUACAGAGCACAGUGCAUCCAGAGCAUGACCCGCAUGGUUGUAAAGGAACGCAACCGCAAUAAGCUAACCAGGGAGAGCGGCACAGACUUCCCCAUCCCCACGAGCCCCAGCGCGUCGGAGAGCGAGACGGAAAAGCUGAUCCGAGAGAAAGACGAGGAGGUACGGAACGCCGCCCAUGAACAGGAAUCGCAUCCCGACCCAGAGCACCAGUCUCAGCCGGACUCUGAGCACCAAGAGCCCUCAGAGCCUCGGCACAGCAAAGGGAUGCGCUCAGAUCAGAAAGCUGACCAAGCCCUCUGAUGUUCAUUAGAUCGUCGUUAUCGCACAGUCCCUCUGAACUAAGACUGACGUAGAGUAUUUAUACAGAUAUUUGCACUUUUAGGUGACGAGUUGUCACAGAACUGGUAUUAAAUUAUUGAGGAGAUUGAUUCUGAGCCAAACAUAGGUCAAAGGAACUUAAAUCCUCGCAGGCUAAUCGUCACAUCAGUUUUCUCAUCAGGCUAAAAUGUGCAGGAAGUUGAGUUUAGUAUAAGCAAAAUAGUCCAUGUUACACCAUGAACCCUUUCUAUAUGUUUAUUGUUCAGAGUAUCUUUUCAUCUCCCAGCUAGAUUUAGUUUGAAGUAGCAGCAUCACAGUUGGAUGGAGUAAUGUUUAAAGACAGUUUUGGUCACAAGUUUACAUACACUCAUCUCUAUGGAUGUCUUAUUAAUUGGGGCCUCUUAAUGAUAUAGUUGAGCUAUUCUUUUAUUCCCGGUGGAUUGAUGAUAUAGUUAAUAACUUCAAGGUUUUUUUAAAAAACAAAAAAUAUAAUUUGAAAACUGUACAUGCAGGCUCAAAACAUUUACUUUCACCUCAACUAAUAUUUGAUUAAAUAUGUCUUGGCAUAUUUAAUCAAUACUUUCAAACUGGUUUUGGAGUGGCUCAAACAGGCAAACAAUAAGCCUCUCAGCCUACCAGCCUUAUAGAUAACCCAUGGAUGAUGUUUAGAUGCCGGGCCGACGGCAACAAAUCCAAACAAGUCAAACGCGCUUCACCGGUUCUGAUUAUAAAGAAAGUAAUCAAAUAUCCAACUAAAACUAUUGUUGAUGGCUACAAAGAGUGAGUUUUCUCUGCAGCUUGUUGGGACCAUUUACCCAACGUUGGUGAGGGACCAUGUAUAUCUGAGUCUGUUUAAAUACUCUGCAGUUAAUUAAAACUGGUGGACACAGUGCCAUUGUAUAAUAAAUAGUUUUAUUUAUUAUGCAAGUAAAAUUGAAAGGUUUUUAUUUAUUUAUUAGGUAAUUACAAAUCCUGCCGAUGAGUGUGUGAACCUCUGACUAGAAUUACAUAUUUCUGAAUGACUUGUUUACUGAGCCAUAUUCAAAUAUGCUUUUUAAAACCUUUUAAGUAGGAAAACACAAUCUUUUAGGAGAUGGAAGUGCUGACCAUGCAAUAUUAUUUAUUAUAUUCCUAUAAAUAAAUCUGUUUUUAAAGAUCCCCUUGUUAAAAUGUUCAUUUUAGUUUUUCAGAUUUGAACUUAAGUAUUCAUUGUUUGAUAUUAAUGCAGAUGUAGAGUAAAUAUUUCAGCUGAUGAUGUGAGUUAUGCAUUUCAUCAUCCCUCUCUCUCUCUCCCCCAGUCAAUCCUGAGAAAUCAUCUUAUUUAUAUGGCAAUAAAGAGACAUUUUUUUCCCUCAUUUGUUUUUCUUU
Fundulus heteroclitus (mummichog) is the source of this 3303-nucleotide messenger RNA. RefSeq names its product septin 4b (gene septin4b). Gene Ontology annotation, cellular component: septin complex; cell division site; synaptic vesicle. Gene Ontology annotation, molecular function: molecular adaptor activity; GTPase activity; GTP binding. NCBI's taxonomy places the organism in Eukaryota, Metazoa, Chordata, Actinopteri, Cyprinodontiformes, Fundulidae. The transcript is spliced from 13 exons. Gene Ontology annotation, biological process: cytoskeleton-dependent cytokinesis; regulation of exocytosis. The coding region runs from base 265 to 1917 and encodes 550 amino acids. The record is from RefSeq and is a predicted model, not a curated record.